Messenger RNA from Cyclocybe aegerita, 1248 nucleotides. The record is from the annotation of a GenBank genome assembly. Lineage: Eukaryota; Fungi; Basidiomycota; Agaricomycetes; Agaricales; Hemipholiotaceae.
AUGGCGUCGACCAGCCCCACUUCUGAUGUUCCUGAACCUCAGCCGAAAGUCCAAGGACGUACAGGGAACAAUAACAACAAGUAUGGGAAGAACCAAUAUAAGGAUCGGCCACCUCCAGAUGACCCACACGUGGCGGAACUAUUGACAGCAUACCAUAGGAAUGGGAUUAACGAUCGUAGGGAGGUCAGCAAGCUACUGUUGGAGGAGCAUGGGAUCACGCUGAGUGAGUCGAGCAUAUCAAGGAGAAAGCGCAAGCUGGGUCUCCGGGCGAGCCAUAUCACCACGCAGGAGCUGAGCGAGAACGUCAAAAUCCAGCUCAUACUCGACCAAAUGGCCAAAGACCCUAGUGGAAAGUUGGGACCCAGGAUGAUCAAACAAGGGAUCUUUAAAGAUACAGGUGUUCAAUUGACCAGGGAUUAUAUUCGCGAAGAAAUGAAGAAGCUGGACCCUGUAGCUUGGUCCAACCGUGGACCAAAACACGUCAGGGAGAAGCGGCAGCUACCGCCUGGUUUCGCCGGACAGAGUACUACGAACUCUGUCGCUUCCUCGCAAGCAGCAGCGGGCUCUUCGAAUGCGACAACGAUCAUACACGUCCACCCUACCCGUGCACACCACCCAGAGGCCCAAGCGAUCGCUGGACCCUCCCAGCCACCACAGCAUUCUCAUCAUGCUGCUAGCUCUGCUUCACAAAGCCAGGAUCUGUCUUUUGCUCCCGGCCAACACCCUCACAUGUCCAUGAAUCCUUCUAUGCCUCAACAAACUUUUCCGGACGCCUAUCAUCCGCAAAUAGUGCAACCUCCUCCUGCAGAUAAUCAUAUGCAUGUGGAUGAUGACGACGACGACGACGGUGACGACGCGCCCGACAGUGGUCAUUACGAGAAUCACUUCCAACCUUCGUACAACCCCCAACCUCAGCAUCUUGGAGUACCCCUUACCAUCAACCAUCAUUCACAACCGCAUCCUCAUCUUCAUACGCAGUACCCUCUUAUCAAUGCCCAUCCCCCGCCAGCCGCGCCACACCCUCCAUUAGGACAACAGCCCAUGGUCACUACCAUCAGCCUCCUGCAAGAAACGACGCCGAAGAUGGAGAAUCUAUCGCGCUUCUUGAACUCUCUCCACGUGGAGAACGUGAUGCUCGACGCUGACGCCUAUCAUGCUAUCUUGCAGGGUAUGGAAUCUGCGGCCCUGCUCGAACGUCAGCUCUCAAGGAUUAUCUCGCGGACGCAUCAGCACUACCCCAGGUCGUGA